Penaeus vannamei (Pacific white shrimp) is the source of this 1058-nucleotide messenger RNA. NCBI's taxonomy places the organism in Eukaryota, Metazoa, Arthropoda, Malacostraca, Decapoda, Penaeidae. The record is from RefSeq and is a predicted model, not a curated record.
CAAAAGAAGUUCAGUCUCGAAAGCACUUGUUGUUGUGACUACACGUGGUGCAGGAGGCUCGGGGUUCGGAAGGUGUGAGAAUACGGCAAAGAAGAGAGAAUAGCUAAAGGAACAUGGCACCAACUACUAAAAAAAGAGCGGGUGGAAGAAAGAAUGGCCAAAAAGAUGUGAUGAAGAAAAAACCUGGUUUGACAACAAUUGCAAAGAAGUCAUCCAAGGAAGCUAGAAGGGAGAGGCUUUUGAAAAGAAAGAUGUGGGAGCACAAAAUCAAGGCAAGCAAAAACAAGUCAAAAGGCGGGGAAAAAAACAAGAAUCAGAAUAAAUCGGCACAGGAAAGUAAAGUGAAAAAAGAGAAGGCUCUUUCUCAAUUAGAUGAGAUCCAGGUGCAAGCAGCUGUUGCAGGUGUCCGAAAAUUGUGCAACAAAUUAUUGGCUGAAUCUAAAGAAUUGUUAGAAGUAGACAGUGAUCAGCACAUUUGCCUGCAAGUCAGUUUAUGCAAAGUGCCCAAAAAUAAAGAUAAACGAUCACCAUUGACCAUCAAAAUACCCUUGCCACAUCCUAUAUUGGGUGAAGACACAGAUGUCUUGCUCAUAACCAGAAUGCUUGACUGUGAACGUGGGCCUGACUAUGAGAAAACACUCAACCACUUCAAAGAGUUACUCAUACAAAAGGAAGCAGCACAUUACAUUACAGAAGUUAUAACUCUGAAGCAAUUAAGAAUGGAAUAUAAAGAAUUUGAAGCUAAAAGAAAUCUAGCGAAUCGGUUCCAGGUGGUCCUCGGUCAAGAUUGCAUUAUGGAACUCCUGCCAAAGUUACUGGGAAAACAUUUUUAUGCCAGAAAUAAGUUACCAAUUGCAGUAAAUUUGAAUUCAAAACACCUUAAGGGUGUAAUAGAGAAUGCUGUCAAUCAGACACUUCUUCAUUUCAACAUGAAGGGAAAUUGCUCUCUCAAGUCAAAAUCAAAGCAUUCAUAUACCAUUUUCGCUUAUGCUGAUAGCAAGGCAUCUGUGAGCGACGGGUUUGUUUUCACCAAGUGGAACGGUGACUCCGACUCGUGA